Molecule: messenger RNA, 594 nt
Organism: Candidula unifasciata
Lineage: Eukaryota; Metazoa; Mollusca; Gastropoda; Stylommatophora; Geomitridae
Source: the annotation of a GenBank genome assembly
GAUGAACGGGGACUAUCCUCGGAUGAAGAAACUGCAACCAGUGACAGAAGACAGAUACCUGGACAUGAAAAAAAUCAUCUACUGAAAAACAUUGAGCAAACACGAAUGUCUCAAAAGGAUUUAGAGAAAGAGCGAGCAGACCUGAUGAGGAAGGCCAAACAAAUUCAGCAUAAAACAAAACAAUACCGGAACGCAGCUCGCGACGCCUGGAAAAAGAAAUACUUUGAGGAAAAGAAAAGAACAGCUCCAUUAGAAGACAUCAGCAACGUCCUGCAGAAUGAGCUGGAAGCGUUGCACAAGAAACAGAUCAACAUCCUAGAGGGUCCCAGGGAGAAGAAUCUCAGGCUAGCUGAUGGAGCUCCUUCUGAGAAGAGCAAUCACGUGAUCCAGUGUGCCAGAUUACGUCAUGAGAUAGAGGACUUGUCUAGGAGAGUAGAGAUGGCCCGGAUGAAGCUGACCUCAGAGAUAAAGCUGCGAGUUCAGGCACAAGCAGAGAUGAAAGCGGUUAGAUCUGAAGCCAUGCAGAACCGGGUGGCCUUGCGAGCACCGAGACCCGGCCACGGAAACACAGCUGUCGUGUCAGCAGCCAAGUAG